AUUGUUCAACAACAAAUCUUAAACAACUAUUUCGUUUAUCACAUUUAAGUAUUUCACAUUUAUCUCGAGCAUCACUUUGGUAUAAUCUUCUUCGUCAAAAUCAAACACGUCCUCAACAUAGAUUUCAACAAAUUAUCGAACGAUAUCCAGAGGAUGUACGACAUAUGUUUGGUCGUCGAAAUGAGAUAUUUGUUCGUACUCCAUCGUUUGUUGAUGCCAAUCAUUUACCACAUUAUCAUCUAAAUCGACGUGGACAACAUGCAGUAACACGAAUAUUAAGUGUCUUUGCUUAUUAUCAUCCUGAUAUAACAUGGGCACCCUUACUUGGACCAAUUACUGCGAUAUUUUUACAUUAUAUGACAGAAAUCGAUGCAUAUGAAUCUUUAUUAAUUCUUACAAGUAGUGAUUAUAAAAUAAUAACUCAAACUGAAUUACAAUUUCAAUCAUUAAUAUUAGCAUUUCGUAA
Adineta steineri is the source of this 466-nucleotide messenger RNA. The record is from the annotation of a GenBank genome assembly. Lineage: Eukaryota; Metazoa; Rotifera; Eurotatoria; Adinetida; Adinetidae.